This is a messenger RNA of Hippopotamus amphibius kiboko, 10908 nucleotides long. RefSeq names its product acetyl-CoA carboxylase alpha (gene ACACA). NCBI's taxonomy places the organism in Eukaryota, Metazoa, Chordata, Mammalia, Artiodactyla, Hippopotamidae. The record is from RefSeq and is a predicted model, not a curated record. Gene Ontology annotation, molecular function: metal ion binding; acetyl-CoA carboxylase activity; ATP binding. The transcript has 47 exons. Gene Ontology annotation, biological process: fatty acid biosynthetic process. The coding region runs from base 1762 to 7758 and encodes 1998 amino acids.
AUUUCCCACCCUUUGAAUUUUGGUUUGUCUUGUGAUUUGUGUUGACCAAUAGAAUGUGAUAGAAAUGGUGUUCAAGUUCCAAAGCUUAAACUGCAGGUGGUCUUGUGGUUUCUGCCCUUGCCCUUUUGAAAUGAGUCUAAGGCUUCUAAAGCCCACUCUAGCCUGCUGGAAAAAGAGAGGCCACACAAAGCAGAGAGAUGAGUCGCCCCAACUGAAGCUUCCUAGAUCUGACAGUCACCAGCACCUUUGAGACACAUAAGUGAGGCCAUGUUAGACCAUCCAAUCCCAGUCAAGUUCAGAUGACUAACUACAUGAGUGGCUCCAAGCCAAGAUCAGCAGAAGAACUGCCCAACUAAAUCCAACUCAAAUUGCUGUGAGCAAAUAAAAAAAAAAAAAGGUCAGUGUCCUAAGUCACUAAAUUUUUGGUGGUUUGUUAGGCAUCAAUGGAUGACUGACCCAGAAAUUGAUACCUAAAGGUGUAAUACUGCCCUAACAAAAAAGUAAAAUAUAUGGCAUUGGCUUUGAGACUGGCUCGUAGGUGGAGGCCAGAAAAAUGGUAAGGAGGUUGUUAAUGAAGGCUGGAAGAAUGGUGAACAAACUUUUACUACAGAUUGGAAAGGUAGUGAGGGAAAAGGUAAUCCAUGUUCUGUAAUAAUGAAACAGUUACCUGAGGUAACUUGGAAGGUAGAAGCUGUAUUUAAUGAACUUGUAUACCUAGUUAAGGAGAUCUUUUCAGAUAAAGUAUUAAAAGUAUCUGUUGAAUGCUUUUGGUUGCUUUUGCUAAGGAACUCUAAAAGAGAGAUGAACUAAAGAAGAUGUUUCAGACUUGCUGAGUUUGAAAAUAGAACUGUUUCUCAUUCCCAGUCUCUCCAGCAGGCAAAAGAUUUUCAAAGUUAAAAAUGACUUCAGGGUAAAGGCCAAAUCAAGAGUGCCUGGGAGAUCCUUUAAGCCCUCUCUCAGCUAGAAAAAAGGGCUUCUAAGAAUUUUAAAGAUGUUGCCCCACAGCAGCCUGACAUGCCUGAGGUAUAGAGGGGACUGUGCAGAAAAGUUAUGGAUAUGUUUUUGGGGCAAGGAGUGUUUCCAGUGUGAUUCAUAAGAAAACCACAAAGUUUUCAAGAACUUAUAUUGAUGAAUGCACCAAAGGGACUAAAAGGGACAGAGACAGUUCAAACUUCAAAGAGGGCUCUGGGCCUUCAGUUUUCUAUGAAUAGGAAGCAGACUGGGAAAGUUGUUCAGCUGUAAACAUCAGUCAUUUCUGAUAAUAAGAGAGAUUUUUCAGAUUGUGGAGCCAGGACUCUAGAGGGCAGCUAAGAGCAAAGGGGAGCCAUGGAAUAGGGAAUCACUCCUGGGGAGCAGAACAAGACCAUAAUAAGAAAGCAAAACAAACAACAAAAAAAAAAUGCCAUGUGCCUCGAGUAAGGGAACCUGACACUACCUGCCCAUCUGAAUUUCAGAAUUGUUGUGGACCAGUGACCACUUUGUACCUCCUAUCCUUUUUUCUUUGAGCAGGAGUAUCUUUUACAGUUAUCCUCUCCCCAUCUCAUCAUUAAAUGUUGGGGGUGUUGGGGGCAGAUAACUUGUCUUUUUAGUUUCCAGAUCUUUGGAUCAAGAGCAACCGAGGAGCUGCACCCAAGGGAGUCUCUUUUGCUUGUGGACAUGACUUGUGAGAAAAUGGACCUCAAGCCUGAUGCCAUGAUUGGAUGACUUUGGGGGUCUUGGGAGGGGGUUCAAGCUGAAGUCCCUGGAUCUCCUAUCUUUGUGAUGAGACUAGCCAAACAAUCUCGUCAUCUGGAGGUGCAGAUCUUAGCAGAUCAGUAUGGCAAUGCUAUCUCUUUGUUUGGUCGUGAUUGCUCUGUACAGCGCAGGCAUCAGAAGAUUAUUGAAGAGGCACCUGCUGCUAUUGCUACUCCAGCAGUAUUUGAACAUAUGGAACAGUGUGCGGUGAAACUUGCCAAAAUGGUUGGUUAUGUGAGUGCUGGGACUGUGGAAUACCUCUACAGCCAGGAUGGCAGCUUCUACUUUCUGGAGCUGAACCCUCGGCUACAGGUGGAGCACCCUUGUACAGAGAUGGUGGCCGAUGUCAAUCUCCCUGCGGCGCAACUUCAGAUUGCCAUGGGGAUCCCUCUGUACAGAAUCAAGGAUAUCCGUAUGAUGUACGGGGUAUCUCCCUGGGGUGACGCUCCCAUUGAUUUUGAAAAUUCUGCUCAUGUUCCUUGCCCAAGGGGCCAUGUUAUUGCUGCCCGGAUCACUAGUGAAAAUCCAGAUGAGGGUUUUAAGCCCAGCUCAGGAACAGUUCAGGAACUGAAUUUCCGCAGCAAUAAGAACGUUUGGGGUUAUUUCAGUGUUGCUGCUGCAGGGGGACUUCAUGAAUUUGCUGAUUCUCAGUUCGGUCACUGCUUUUCCUGGGGAGAAAACCGAGAGGAAGCAAUUUCAAACAUGGUGGUGGCUUUGAAGGAACUAUCUAUCCGGGGUGACUUUCGAACUACAGUCGAAUACCUGAUCAAGUUGUUGGAGACUGAAAGCUUUCAGAUGAAUAGAAUUGACACUGGCUGGCUGGACAGACUGAUAGCAGAAAAAGUACAGGCAGAGCGGCCUGACACCAUGUUGGGAGUUGUGUGUGGGGCCCUCCACGUGGCAGAUGUGAACCUGCGGAACAGCAUCUCUAACUUCCUUCACUCCUUAGAGAGGGGUCAAGUCCUUUCUGCUCAUACACUUCUGAAUACAGUAGACGUUGAACUUAUCUAUGAGGGAGCCAAGUACGUGCUGAAGGUGACGCGACAGUCCCCAAACUCCUACGUGGUGAUCAUGAACGGCUCGUGUGUGGAAGUAGAUGUGCAUCGGUUGAGUGAUGGAGGACUGCUCUUGUCCUAUGAUGGCAGCAGUUAUACCACGUACAUGAAGGAGGAGGUGGAUAGGUAUCGCAUCACAAUUGGCAAUAAAACAUGUGUGUUUGAGAAGGAAAAUGACCCUUCGGUGAUGCGCUCACCUUCUGCUGGGAAGUUAAUCCAGUACAUUGUGGAGGAUGGAGGCCAUGUGUUCGCUGGCCAGUGCUAUGCUGAGAUCGAGGUGAUGAAGAUGGUAAUGGCCUUAACAGCUGCAGAGUCUGGCUGCAUUCAUUACGUCAAGCGGCCUGGAGCAGUUCUUGACCCAGGCUGUGUAAUAGCCAAAAUGCAGCUGGACAACCCCAGCAAGGUCCAGCAGGCUGAGCUUCACACAGGCAGUCUGCCGCAGAUCCAGAGCACAGCACUCAGAGGCGAGAAGCUCCAUCGAGUGUUCCACUACGUCCUGGAUAAUCUGGUCAACGUGAUGAAUGGAUACUGCCUUCCAGAUCCUUUCUUUAGCAGCAGGGUUAAAGACUGGGUUGAACGGUUGAUGAAGACCCUCAGAGAUCCCUCCUUGCCUCUCCUAGAACUGCAAGACAUCAUGACCAGCGUCUCUGGUCGUAUCCCCCCCAAUGUGGAGAAGUCUAUCAAGAAGGAAAUGGCUCAGUAUGCUAGCAACAUCACAUCCGUCCUCUGUCAGUUUCCCAGCCAGCAGAUCGCCAACAUCCUAGAUAGCCAUGCAGCUACGCUGAACCGGAAAUCGGAACGGGAAGUCUUCUUCAUGAACACUCAGAGCAUCGUCCAGCUGGUGCAGAGGUACCGCAGUGGCAUCCGAGGCCACAUGAAGGCUGUGGUGAUGGACCUGCUGCGGCAGUACCUGCGAGUAGAGACACAAUUCCAGAAUGGUCACUAUGACAAAUGCGUGUUCGCCCUUCGGGAGGAAAACAAGAGUGACAUGAACACUGUACUGAACUACAUCUUCUCUCACGCUCAAGUUACCAAGAAGAAUCUUCUGGUCACAAUGCUUAUUGAUCAGCUGUGUGGCCGGGACCCCACUCUCACUGAUGAGCUGCUGAAUAUCCUCACGGAGCUCACUCAACUCAGCAAGACCACCAAUGCUAAGGUGGCACUCCGAGCACGCCAGGUUCUUAUUGCCUCCCAUUUGCCAUCAUAUGAGCUUCGCCAUAACCAAGUAGAGUCCAUCUUCCUAUCAGCUAUUGACAUGUACGGACAUCAGUUUUGCAUUGAGAACCUGCAGAAACUCAUCUUGUCCGAAACGUCAAUUUUCGAUGUCCUGCCAAACUUCUUCUAUCACAGCAACCAGGUUGUGAGGAUGGCCGCACUGGAGGUGUAUGUUCGAAGGGCUUAUAUUGCCUAUGAACUUAACAGUGUACAGCACCGCCAGCUUAAGGACAGUACCUGCGUGGUGGAAUUCCAGUUCAUGCUGCCCACAUCUCAUCCAAACAGAGGGAACAUCCCCACGCUAAACAGAAUGUCCUUCUCCUCCAACCUCAACCACUAUGGCAUGACUCACGUAGCUAGUGUCAGCGACGUGCUGCUGGACAACUCAUUCACUCCCCCGUGUCAGCGGAUGGGCGGAAUGGUCUCUUUUCGGACUUUUGAAGAUUUUGUCAGAAUCUUUGAUGAAGUGAUGGGCUGCUUCUGUGACUCCCCACCCCAAAGCCCCACAUUUCCUGAGGCAGGUCACACAUCUCUGUAUGAUGAAGACAAGAUCCCCAGGGAUGAACCAAUUCACAUCCUGAAUGUGGCCAUCAAAACUGACUGUGAUAUCGAGGAUGACAGGCUAGCAGCUAUGUUUCGAGAGUUUACCCAGCAAAAUAAAGCUACCCUGGUUGAGCAUGGAAUCAGGCGCCUUACUUUCCUGGUUGCACAGAAGGAUUUCAGAAAACAGGUGAACUAUGAGGUGGAUCAGAGAUUUCACAGAGAAUUCCCUAAGUUUUUCACCUUCCGAGCAAGGGAUAAGUUUGAGGAAGAUCGUAUCUACCGUCACCUGGAGCCUGCCCUGGCUUUCCAGUUAGAGCUGAACCGGAUGAGAAACUUUGACCUUACUGCCAUCCCAUGUGCUAAUCACAAGAUGCACCUGUACCUCGGGGCAGCCAAGGUGGAAGUGGGCACAGAAGUGACAGACUACAGGUUCUUUGUUCGUGCAAUCAUCAGACAUUCUGAUCUGGUCACCAAGGAAGCUUCCUUUGAAUAUCUACAAAAUGAAGGGGAGCGUCUGCUCCUGGAAGCCAUGGAUGAGUUGGAAGUCGCUUUUAAUAAUACAAAUGUCCGGACUGACUGCAACCACAUCUUCCUCAACUUUGUGCCUACAGUCAUCAUGGACCCAUCAAAGAUUGAGGAAUCUGUGCGGAGCAUGGUAAUGCGCUAUGGAAGUCGGCUGUGGAAAUUACGCGUCCUCCAGGCAGAGCUGAAAAUCAACAUUCGCUUGACACCAACUGGAAAAGCAAUUCCCAUCCGCCUCUUCCUGACAAACGAGUCUGGCUAUUACUUGGACAUCAGCCUGUACAAGGAAGUGACUGACUCCAGGACAGCACAGAUCAUGUUUCAGGCAUAUGGAGACAAACAGGGACCAUUACAUGGAAUGUUAAUCAACACUCCAUAUGUGACCAAAGACCUCCUUCAAUCAAAGAGGUUCCAGGCACAGUCCUUAGGGACAACAUACAUAUACGAUAUCCCAGAGAUGUUUCGGCAGUCCCUGAUCAAACUCUGGGAGUCGAUGUCCACUCAAGCAUUCCUUCCAUCACCCCCUCUGCCUUCAGACAUGCUGACGUACACUGAGCUCGUGUUGGAUGAUCAAGGUCAACUGGUCCACAUGAACAGACUUCCAGGAGGAAAUGAGGUUGGCAUGGUAGCUUGGAAAAUGACCCUGAAAAGUCCUGAAUAUCCAGAAGGCCGAGAUAUCAUUGUUAUUGGCAAUGACAUCACGUACCGAAUUGGGUCCUUUGGACCCCAGGAGGAUUUGCUGUUUCUCAGAGCUUCUGAGCUUGCCAGGGCAGAGGGCAUCCCACGCAUCUAUGUAGCAGCCAACAGUGGAGCAAGAAUUGGACUGGCAGAGGAGAUUCGUCAUAUGUUUCAUGUGGCCUGGGUAGAUCCUGAGGACCCUUACAAGGGAUACAAAUAUUUAUAUCUGACCCCUCAAGAUUACAAGAGAGUCAGUGCUCUUAACUCUGUGCACUGUGAACAUGUGGAGGAUGAAGGAGAAUCCAGGUACAAGAUAACUGAUAUCAUUGGGAAGGAAGAAGGACUUGGAGCAGAGAACCUUCGAGGUUCUGGAAUGAUUGCUGGAGAAUCCUCGUUGGCCUAUGAUGAGAUCAUCACCAUUAGCCUGGUUACAUGCCGGGCCAUUGGGAUUGGGGCUUACCUCGUCCGACUGGGACAGAGAACCAUCCAGGUUGAGAAUUCUCACUUAAUUCUGACAGGAGCUGGGGCCCUCAACAAAGUGCUCGGGAGGGAAGUGUACACCUCCAACAACCAGCUCGGGGGCGUCCAGAUCAUGCACAACAACGGGGUGACCCACAGCGCCGUCUGUGAUGACUUUGAAGGGGUGCUCACCGUCCUGCACUGGCUGUCCUACAUGCCGAAGAGUGUGUACAGUUCAGUCCCUCUCCUGAAUUCCAAGGACCCUAUCGAUAGAGUCAUCGAGUUUGUUCCCACCAAGGCUCCAUAUGAUCCUCGUUGGAUGCUGGCGGGCCGUCCUCACCCAACCCAGAAAGGUCAGUGGUUGAGUGGAUUUUUCGACUAUGGCUCUUUCUCAGAGAUCAUGCAACCCUGGGCCCAGACUGUGGUGGUCGGCAGAGCCAGGCUAGGAGGAAUACCCAUGGGAGUAGUUGCUGUGGAAACCCGAACAGUGGAACUGAGUAUCCCAGCUGAUCCUGCAAACCUGGAUUCUGAAGCCAAGAUAAUCCAGCAGGCUGGCCAGGUUUGGUUCCCAGACUCUGCGUUUAAGACCUAUCAGGCUAUCAAGGACUUCAACCGCGAAGGGCUGCCUCUGAUGGUCUUUGCCAACUGGAGAGGCUUCUCUGGUGGGAUGAAAGACAUGUACGACCAAGUGCUGAAGUUUGGCGCUUACAUCGUGGAUGGCUUGCGGGAGUGCUCGCAGCCUGUGAUGGUUUACAUUCCUCCACAGGCCGAGCUCCGCGGUGGCUCCUGGGUCGUCAUUGACCCCACCAUCAACCCGCGGCACAUGGAGAUGUACGCGGACCGAGAAAGCAGGGGAUCAGUUCUGGAGCCAGAAGGGACAGUAGAAAUCAAAUUCCGCAGAAAGGAUCUGGUGAAAACCAUGCGUCGGGUGGACCCCAUCUACAUCCACUUGGCUGAGCGAUUGGGCACCCCCGAGCUAAGUGUGGCCGAGCGGAAGGAGCUGGAGAGCAAGCUGAAGGAGCGGGAGGAAUUCCUCCUUCCCAUUUACCACCAGGUAGCUGUGCAGUUUGCUGACUUGCAUGACACACCGGGCCGGAUGCAGGAGAAGGGUGUUAUUAAUGACAUCCUGGAUUGGAAGACGUCCCGCACCUUCUUCUACUGGCGGCUGAGGCGUCUCUUGCUGGAGGACCUGGUCAAGAAGAAGAUCCACAACGCCAACCCCGAGCUGACCGACGGCCAGAUCCAGGCCAUGUUAAGGCGCUGGUUUGUGGAGGUAGAAGGAACAGUGAAGGCCUAUGUUUGGGACAACAACAUGGACCUGGUGGAGUGGCUGGAGAAACAGCUGGCAGAGGACGAUGGCGUUCGCUCGGUGAUAGAGGAGAACAUCAAGUAUAUCAGCAGAGACUACGUGCUCAAGCAGAUUCGCAGCUUGGUACAGGCCCAUCCAGAGGUCGCCAUGGAUUCCAUCGUCCACAUGACCCAGCACAUCUCACCCACUCAGCGAGCAGAAGUCGUUCGGAUCCUCUCCACGAUGGACUCCCCAUCGACGUAGGAAGAGCUUCCCGCCCCUGGCCCUGCCUCCGGAGAAAAGGGCUAGAGCUGCCUUUCACACCUGAAACCACUGUAAUGAGAAGGCACAGGAGACCAGCACUGGAAUCAAAGUGGUAUUUUGCUCCCCCUGGAUGCUUUCAGGUUGCUCAUGACAUAGUGGGACGCAGGGUCGCAAGCCCCCCGCUCCAGCCCGCCGGGCACACCCACCCCGUUCAGUAUUUAUUACCCUGGCUAUGACUGCAGUCCUCGCUCCCCGCCCAGGACCUAAGAAGGCAAUGACAGGUACACACAUGUACCAUGAGGUCUUAACUACACGCACGCAGGGCCGUCCUCCUGUUCCGACUGCCCCUUGGUCUGGCCCCGGGGAGUGGGAGUUGCUGGCAGGCAGUCAGCAGCCCGCGCUCGCCCCUGGCCCUGUGAGCCUGCAGCCACCAGCGGCAGUGGAGGGCCAGGGCUGAGGCCACAGGCCCAGCACCAGGCAUGGGGAGAGGAGGAAGCCUUACCCCACACUCAGCCUGGUACACACCAGGCACACAGUUUCAUCACACCAAGGUACGGCUUAUGAAGAAAAAUGAGAGCAUGAGAUCUGCACAUUUCUCAUCUUUGACUCAAAGAUGAGGCCAAAACCACGAUCCAAGAAGCAGAGAAAGCAGAGACCAAGUCACUGUUGUCGAUUCAGGGGCCUCGACCGGGGGCUGUCUUCUCAGAACAAGUGCAGAGACAGUUGACCUGCCACGGCCCCCUGUGCCACCGCUCGGCUGGCUGAGGCGCCCGGGGGUCCCACUAGCAGAGGAGGCACCGGGGGAGCUGCCCUUCCUGUCACUGAUGGAAAGUAGUCAUCAUGUGACAGCGAGAGUGGGCCAGCCGGUCUCCAGAAGGUCGUUACGAUUAAGCCUGGAGCUUUGAUAGCUACAGGAGGUUAAUAGUGCCUACGGGCCACCAUCUCUGUUUCUGGGGCCACUCUUCCCGCAGCUGAUACUCCUACUUGCUUUGGGUCUUGUUUCUUCCUCGAAUGUAUCCAGGCAGCAGGCGCAGCCAGUCUCCCCACAGCCAUGGAAAGGAGUCCUGGUGACAUCAGUGCUCUCGGCGCCAGGAACUGACCUCUCCCACUGUGGGGAAGCUUCCAGGCGACACAGAAUUCACGUGACCUUAAGACUGUCUACAACCCCAUCAUGGUGCUGCUGUCUUCCAGGCUCACGGGCCCCUCCCUGGUCUCCUCAUGGAUGAUGGAGAGUUUAUUUUCAACAACCAGUUCAUUCAAGAAAAGAGCUUCCCAACCCACCCCUGGCUGGUGUUCCUGAAACAAGAGUGGCAGGUAAUCGGGGCAGGCGUAGCAUCUGGUUCCUACAGUGCAGCUAAUUGCAUUUGUCACUGAUGACCAAGGAGGAAAUCACUAGGACGUCUGAGAGGCAGCACUAUGAAUACUUCUGUACCAGCUACAGCUUUGAGCCUUAACCCUACAAUUCACACACAAGAAAGAGCUCCCCUCCCCUCCUCAGGAACUGUUUAUGCUGAUGGGCACCGUGUGGCUGGAUGUGUGGCUGGACGGGUUGCCACCUGCCCCCAGGAGCCUGGAGCCUCAGGCCAGCUGCCCUGCUGCGGGGGUUCAGCGCCAUCCCAGCCAAGAAGGGCAGGACAAGGUGGGGAACACUUUUCAGUCCAGAAGAACGUCCACUGUUGCUGGUAUUUGCUUACCCAGUAAGAAUUGGAUUCACCUUUGACCAGAUAAUUCCUCUACACUUUUCUACAAUAAAGAAAAUUCCAUACACCUACAGGUUGUGUGAAGUCCUGUGCUUGCCCUGGCAUUUCUUCAGGGGCUGUGUGGGUGACGCUUGUUUACUGCCCUCCCUCCCCGCCAACCAGAGCAUCUCCCUUUAGGUCUUACCUGGGCAGGGCUCUCUCUUUUGGAAAAGUCAGAAAGAGACACAGCCCGUUACACACGCGAGGUUGCCAAGGCAGGAGGAGGGGGAACCAUGUAUUGACCAAGGCUCGCUGAGCUAAGGUCACCACGCUGUCCGUUCACUUCGGUCACAAAGCAGCCCUCACUUGUCUUAUUGAGAAGUCGAUGGACGCACAGCCUGAUGAGCAAGGAGCGUCAAUCAAAUGUAUUCAUGUUUUGUUGAAAUAAACCUCCACAAUUGUAGACAAGUCACUGUGUGUCAUGUCAGCCCAAGUUCAGCACCUCACUCUGGUCCCAUUCUGGGCAGGGGAGCUUUGCAGGGCAAGUGCUAUCCCUGCUGAAAGUAGAACCAGUGUAAGGAGAGUGGCACGUGGUGCUUCUGCAAACGACGCCAUUUCCAGCCCGGGUGGUUUUCGGGUCCACGUACCCUUCACGGGCUAGGCGGUUUCAUGGGUCUUGAAGUAAACACAAAGAUUUGAACCUCUUGUUGCAUGAUUUGUGGCGUUUUCUGGGUCAAGUGAAUAGCAAACCAUUUCCAGAGAUCACUUCAGGCUCCUUUUAUGGAGAGGUUUUAGAGUCUCCAACUAAGUUAGCUACUUCAUGGCUUUUGAAUGCUAACUUUGGGCACAGAAAGGCACUAGGGGCAGGAAACACACACUUCUGUGCCUUCAACCCUCUGUCUCAGUUUCUGUGAAUCCACGUGGUUGAAGCAGGAAUAACAUCUGCAAAGAAAGGCACAGGCCACAAGAGAGGAGAGAGGGGAAGCACCAGCCUUUGCUGACUAUUAAACUCUUUAGGAUGUACAGCAAAGCAAAGGAUGGCUUUUUAAAAAAUGAAAUAAAACAAUUUAAAAAAUAUUUAUCAGUUGGAAUCACCCUAAGCUAGAUGUUCUAGAAGGGGGAGCAGGAAGAAGAUUUAGGAUCCAGGGGAAGUUGCCGCUCUUUGCCUCCAGCUGCUGCCCUCCAUGGGCGGGGAGUGCUGGUCGGCACGGAGGCCUUGGGCCUUCUUCCCUCCUCCCUGAACAGCCAGAUGAGAACAAGACCCCAAGUGUGACCUUGAUGCUGUCCCUGUUCUCAGCCAGCGCCUGUUGGUGCUCCUCAGGAAGGUCGGCAAGAUGAAUGGGAAGAUUGCGCUGCUGCCUCUGGGAACUUGUCUGAUACAUAUAGUGCUUUCAUGUGUUGGGGAGUGAUAUUUCUUUCAUCAGUCUUUUUAAUAAAAGAAAAUUUUAAAUGUCCAUUGGUAUUACUUUGG